Daldinia childiae is the source of this 1125-nucleotide messenger RNA. RefSeq names its product putative alpha-ketoglutarate-dependent sulfonate dioxygenase. Lineage: Eukaryota; Fungi; Ascomycota; Sordariomycetes; Xylariales; Hypoxylaceae. The record is from RefSeq and is a predicted model, not a curated record. The transcript has 3 exons. The coding region runs from base 1 to 1125 and encodes 374 amino acids. Gene Ontology annotation, cellular component: cytoplasm. Gene Ontology annotation, molecular function: 2-oxoglutarate-dependent dioxygenase activity.
AUGGCGCUGGAAGCGCCUACCACUGGAGCUACCCAGUCUACACAGCUCCAUGAAGAUAAGCAGCGUUCGUACCCAUCUUCAUUGAGCCCGGUCGGAGCUCUAGAAAAGUUCUUCUACGAAGAGACAACUCCCAGCAUCGGGCGGGAAUAUCCGAGUCUGAAUAUUGUUGACGACUUGCUCAACGCUAACAAUGCUGACGACCUUAUUCGUGACCUUGCUAUUACCAUUUCGCAGAGGGGUGUAGUCUUCUUUCGUUCUCAGGAUAACCUGACAAACGAUCUUCAGAAGCAACUAGUUCACCGGCUAGGUCAACUCACAGGGAAACCGAGUGAUUCAACAUUGCAUAUACACCCGAUCUUGAACGGCACAUCUGAGUUCGGAGUGGGCGAUGAUCAAAUUAGCACUAUCAGCUCGCUACAACGGAAGAAGCUCCAAAGAGACAUGCGUAAAUCGAAAAGUAAGAGGUAUGAUUCCGCACAGUGGCAUUCAGAUAUUCAAUUUGAACCUGUCCCUGCCGAUUAUACGUCUCUUCGUCUGACGGAGCUUCCAACUACGGGGGGUGACACACUUUGGGCGUCGGGAUAUGAUAUAUAUGACCUAUUUUCGAAGCCGUAUCAAAAGUUCUUCGAGGGCUUGACAGCUACGUUUAUUGGGGAAGGGUUCCUGGCUGCCGCCGCAGCUAAUCCCGAAAAGGUCAAAUUACACGGGGGACCAAGGGGAAAUGAUGCCAAUGUUGGAAGAGAACUGAAAGCGGUCCAUCCUGUAGUUAGGACUAACCCAGUUACUGGGUGGAAAAGUAUCUUUGCAGUCGGGCCGUUUCCAAGGUAUAUUAACGAAUUGUCAGACCAGGAAUCCUCGGAGCUUCUCGAAAAGUUUGGUCGAACAAUUCUCGAGAAUCAUGAAUUGCAAGUUCGAUUUAAAUGGAGGAAUAAGAACGACCUAGCAAUCUGGGAUAACCGAAGUGCUUUUCAUACUGCUACUUUUGACUACGAUGGUCUUGGAGAGAGAUUCGGAAACCGAGCGGUCGGGAUAGGCGAGGUGCCGUAUUUUGAUCCGAAUAGUAAAUCCAAGGCCGAGGCAUUGUCAGGUAGGAAAAGCAAUGGUGUGAAUAGUACGAAUGAAUAA